Drepanopeziza brunnea f. sp. 'multigermtubi' MB_m1 is the source of this 537-nucleotide messenger RNA. RefSeq names its product 60S ribosomal eL27 domain-containing protein. NCBI's taxonomy places the organism in Eukaryota, Fungi, Ascomycota, Leotiomycetes, Helotiales, Drepanopezizaceae. Gene Ontology annotation, cellular component: cytosolic large ribosomal subunit; ribosome. The record is from RefSeq and is a predicted model, not a curated record. Gene Ontology annotation, molecular function: structural constituent of ribosome. Gene Ontology annotation, biological process: translation.
AUGAAUCCAGUCCAGGAAUCACUCAGUAUUCACCGUUUCUUUUCUAAGCGAGCCGCACAACCUGUCGGUUUCGAAUUUUAUUUUCAACCUUCCAUCGACCAUAUCAUCGACAACCCCACGACCAUCAAGAUGAAGUUCCUCAAAGUUGGUCGCGUCGCGAUCAUUACUCGCGGCCGCUAUGCCGGAAAGAAAGUUGUUCUGAUUCAACCCCAAGACAGUGGAACCAAGUCUCACCCCUACCCUCACGCUCUGGUCGCCGGUAUUGAGCGCUACCCCUCGCAAAUCACCCGCCGCAUGUCCAAGACCCGUCAAAACAAGCGAUCCAAGGUUAAGCCAUUCAUCAAGGUCAUCAACUACAACCACCUGAUGCCAACAAGAUACACUCUUGAGCUGGAGGGACUGAAGGGAGUUGUCACCGCCGAUACAUUCAAAGAGGUUUCUCAGCGGGAGGAUGCAAAGAAGACCGUCAAGAAAGCUUUGGAGGAGAGAUACACAUCUGGAAAGAACAGAUGGUUCUUUACACCCCUCAGAUUUUGA